ACUAUGCCUAUUACUACUGCUAAUACUACUACCACCACUAUAUCCCCAACUACGGUUACCCCUCCUGCCACCACUGUCCUGAAAUGUGAUAACGGAGGGGAGCCAGAGAACGGUGUCUGCAUCUGUCCUGAUGAAUGGACUGGAGUAACAUGCUCAGAAGAAAACUUCUGCGAAGAGCAGCAGCUAGGAGGCUUCAGGUUCCCUCGUACACCCAUCGGCUGGUUUGCGUAUUCUGAGGAAAAAUGUGAAGAAGGAAUGAGUGGUGCUGGUAAACCUCGGGCUUCAACCAGAUGUUUGUCUGUGAAUGGAUCACCAGGUUUCAGCCCUCCACAGAUCCUCCAGUGUAACCUGUUGCUCAGCGACAUACAAAAAAAUCUUACAAGUUCAGCUGAUUUAGAGACACUAGCAACCAGCACUCAGAUUCUGACAUCAAAAGCAGAAGAGCUGACGGCUGAAAAUGUUACAGCAGCGGCUGAGAUAGUCAACACACUGCUGCUGUCUGCAAAUGCCACAGAGAGUGUCAGAGUGUCAGCAGUAGCAACAGUCAGUCAGCUGCUGAACGCCACUGUGCCAGAUGACACCAAGGAAAACAACGCAACUCUGGGGCUGACGGUGACUCUGGACCAGCUCUCAGUGAACCUCAGCCUCAGUCAAAAUACAUCUCAAUCUCAAGUGGUUCAGCCGAACCUGGUGGUCCAGUCGGCACAGAUCCCUGCUGCAGACACUCACGGAGUCCAGUUCACCUCUCUCAGAGGGAUUUCUGGGAAUUUUUUGCCCAACAGAAUUCAUCUGAACACAAAUGCAACACAGGUCGUGAUGGAAAACAGUUUCAUAGCUGAUGCCCUCAUUUACAUACGAUUCCCGCCAGGCGAAGAUGCCAGAAGUCGUCAGACAGACUUGAACGUCUCUCUGGGUUUCGUUCUCUAUCAGAACGAUCGUUUCUUUCGUUCAAAACUCUACAUGAGGCGACGGGCCACCAUCAGGGUCCUGUCAGCAAGCGUCAGAGGGCAGGAACCCAACAAGGUCCCACAACAUGUGGAGAUGAUGUUCAGACCAAGAGCCAGUAAUGUUGUGGGGAUGGAGCUGGACUCCCUCAAGGUGGUGUUGGAGAGGCGGAUCUUGUCCAAGAUAAAGACAAUGUUGGAUAACACCUCCCACCCACUCCAUGACAUGCUGCUGAUCAAUGGGACGUCUCUGUACGACUUCUCCUGCGUUUUCUGGAACUACAGUCAGAAGGACUGGAGCACCAGCGGCUGCUCUAAAGGAAACACUUCAGAUGGACUCAUGAGAUGUUUCUGUAACCACACCACCAACUUUGCUGCCCUCUGGUCAUUCAGAGAGAACUACGAGUAUGCAGAAGCUCUGGGUGCGAUCUCCAUCGUGGGACUCUCUCUUUCUUUUCUGGGUUUGAUUGUGACGAUCAUUUAUAACAUUAAAGAAAUUUUUCAGAAUGAACAGAAGAAAAACCUGAUAUCUCGGCUGUGCAUCUACCUCAGCCUGCUGGCCUUCAUCAUCACCUUUGUCUCUGGAGUCCAAAACUCCAGCAGACAAAUUGACAUUGAGGUGCAGACUGAUGAUCGGACCAACAACCUCCUGGUCUCAGAUGAACAUGUAGAACCGGACCGCGGCUCAUGUACGGCUGUAGCGGCUCUGCUGCACUUCCUCCUGAUGGCCACCUUCAUGUGGAACAGCGUGAACGGUACUCAGAUCCUGAUUCAGAAAAUACGCCGCAGUCUACCGCCUCACUGGACUCUGCUGAGCAUGGCUCUGGGAUGGGGAGUGCCAGCCUUGUUCAUGGGCAUCACACUGGGGGUGACCUACAGGGUGGACAAUCCUCUGGGAUACAGACAGGAGGAAUUUUGUUGGCUUGCAGCGCUGGAUAAGAACAAACACUUCAGCUUUGAGAAACCUUUGUUUUGGGGUUUCCUCCUUCCAGUCGGCCUGAUCUUGAUCUACAACAUCGUCCUGCUGGUUUAUGUCUCCAUUAAAGCAACCAGGAAGUCCUGCUUCAGGAAGAGUUUCCUUGAAUGCUUCACUCUGGCUGUGUUACUGGGUGUGUCCUGGGUUUUUGGGUAUCUGGUCCUCGUCACUUCAGGAACCAUGAACCUGGUCUUCAGCAUUUUGUUCUGCCUCUGCACAACCACACAGGGUCUUCAGAUUUUUAUCAUCACAGCCACAAUGCCGACCUUCAGAGCCGCCAUGUCCCGAUCAGUGCAGUACCUUUCCUCAGUCAGCAUCUCGUUUAACAAUGUGAAGUACCGUCUGUGGAAGAACUGGCACAAGAACCACUCAGAGAAAUACCAAGAAAGAUGAGGUCAUAACAAGCAGCUGACCCAUGACUUGGGGAUGAUUUUAAAAGC
Molecule: messenger RNA, 2360 nt
Organism: Pelmatolapia mariae (spotted tilapia)
Lineage: Eukaryota; Metazoa; Chordata; Actinopteri; Cichliformes; Cichlidae
Product: adhesion G-protein coupled receptor G7
Exons: 15
Coding region: 4-2313 (769 amino acids)
Biological process (GO): cell surface receptor signaling pathway; G protein-coupled receptor signaling pathway
Cellular component (GO): membrane
Molecular function (GO): G protein-coupled receptor activity
Source: RefSeq, a predicted model, not a curated record